AUGAUGGAGAUCGAUGGAGAAACGAGAGAGAUGGACAAGAAAGAAGCUGCGUCAAAGGGAUGCGUCGCGGACGCUGGUUUUAUCGGCGUCAACAGCAAGACGCGGCGUUCGGACGCGGCGUCAGACGCGGCGUUCGGACGCGGCGUCAGACGCGGCGUUCGGACGCGGCGUCAGACGCGGCGUUCGGAUGCGGCGUCAGACGCAGCAACUUCCCCUCCUGCCAUAUUUGAUGUUGCUUCAAGUUUGUUGAUGAUUGAUGAAAUCCUUUUACCGGCGAACAUAGUAUAG
This is a messenger RNA of Eruca vesicaria subsp. sativa (arugula), 288 nucleotides long. The record is from the annotation of a GenBank genome assembly. NCBI's taxonomy places the organism in Eukaryota, Viridiplantae, Streptophyta, Magnoliopsida, Brassicales, Brassicaceae.